UAAAAGUUUAAAACGUAAAAGACUAAAAGAAAGAUGAGGUUUGUUCCCUUGAAAACUUACUAGAGCAGUUGGUGGAUGCACGAAUUGACACACAAUGCCAAUUGAUUAGUCGAUUGAUUUGUCUAGUGUUAAUGCUGCUCGUUUCAACAGCUACUACGAAGAGAACCUUUUCAACAAUGAAAUAUGUGAGAACUGAUUUGCUCAGCAAAAUGAGCGAUGAAUUUCUUGCCGAUUGCUCAAUUAUUUUAUUUGAAACUCUGUAUACUAUUGGUAUGGAUGUAGGCUCCAUUAUUGAUGCAUCACUAAAUUAAAAUACCGUCGUGUACAAUUUCCAUUGGAAAAUAACUAUAAUCAUUAUGUUUUUUUACUAUUCAAUUUUCUAAUGAAACUCGGCCCAGUGCUCUUCUGUGUUCUGGAUCCGCCGCUGGUUAGGACGCGUUGUAAGAAACCUUCAGUUGAUAUGAUCUUCCAUGCAAAGACUCGAUCAUUCCUGGUAUUCCAAAGAGACUAGCAGGUAAUCCCAGACUCAAGGGUGUACGUGUUGCUAAUGUCGAACGUUGGUCAAGAGCUAGCCCUGUAAAUUGCUUCCGAAGAAUAUUUGGUCUUCAGAAGGUUGAAUGACUUGCAUCCAAGGUAACCUAGAAAACGUACAGUCCCGCAACACAUGCAGGACUGUCUCGGGGGCUUGGUUGCAGUACGUACAUACGCUGGCUCGGACCAGGUGAUGACGUUGUCUCUCCGUGUUGGUGAGUAGUCUCUCUUUAGUUGCUAGCCAUAGGAAAUGGUUGACUAGGGGGCAGACCUUUCCAUUGCCAGAACGCUUUCCAGUCCAACUCCGGGGCAACAUCCUCUAACUUUGCAGCUAUGCGGUAGGAGCCCCAAAUGCAUCCGCCAUGGAGCCCCAAAUGAAUCCACGUAUCUUCUGGUUAAAGGAGGAUUUACAAUCCUUCAUGCGAGAGCAUAUCAAUUUUCCAUGAAAGAAAGUAUUCUUUAGCAAAUAAAGAUUUGGUCUAAUGGUAAUAUCACUAGUCUUGAAUGUGAAAGUCCUAUAUUCGAAUCCCUUCAAUAACACAUAACUAUAAAAAUCAUCAUUAUAAAAGAAGGCCUCUUUACACUGGACGAGAAUACUUUCUAUCAUAUCUCAAUGCCAUUUAUUUUUAACCAUUGAAUUAAUUUCAUUUAAAUUGGAACAAAAUUAUGAUAAUUUAAUACAUGGAUGAAACAUAUUCAAGGAUAAGGUAUUUUCUUUUCCUCCAUAGAUAAUGGAAUCAAAUAGAUAGUUAAAGUAUAGCAAGCAAGCAACGACAGUAGGCAACUAGUUGCAUUAUCGAUGAAAGGAUCUUAUGAGCCAUUAAAUGAGCAAUCUUGUUGUAUUUGCGAGAAGUAAAGUACAAGAGAAAAGAGAGAAAGCAAGACUCGCCAACCGAAUCUCCUUAACAACUGCUCCACCUAAUCCACGAGCCACGUCCCUCUCCCGUAGUCGUAACAAUCGGAGCCCGGCCAAAGAUACACCCAGUCAGUUCGUUCGCUUUAAUCAGUACCGGCCACCGACCUCAACGCGACACAGUGAACACCUUGUACAUCUUCCGCAACCAUCUUGACAAUGAAUUUAGGUAUUCCUCAUAAAAAUAUCAAAAGAGUUUUGGAAAGCGAACAAAAAAUUAGCAAUUGUACUCACAAUCGGACCUGAGGCCGAGUUCUCAAACCCCAGAGGGAGCCAAAGAUCAUUUCUACUCAAAGGGAUUUUUAUUCUUUAUUCUCUAUGCAGAGGAAUGAACAAUUGCAGUAAAAGAAUUGGGUUUUAUGAGAACCAACAAUUAAUAUUUGAAUUCUGCCAAACUAGAUAAAAUAUAAUUGUGUUUUAUUUCGAUUCUCAAUUGAAACGUUCUUUUUCACAUUGUCAUCUUUUCUUUCGUUUGUAAAACUAGCUUUCCUCCCGCCAAUUCAGCCCUGUGGCUGUUCCUAGAAAACAAAUUCGUUAAAGCUAACAUACCCUUCUUUUUUGCAUCCAUUCUCCAGCUUCACUUAAUCCUCUUCCUAACCUUAGAACUAUUUGUUCCUAAUUUCAGUUCAGUCAGUUUCUCCCUCACAUAGCCGUAAAAACCAAUUUAUAACACAAUCCGUUGAUUAACUGUUUAGCUUCAUCCCCACACAUUAAAACCCAUAUCAUAUCCUUCACCAAACCUUCCAAACAAAACAUCCUUACAACAACAGCAAAAACCUCUUCAAACCCACCCCAAGAACACCUCUCCAUGUAACAUUUCAUAAUAAUCCUAAGGAAUCCAUGGCGACAGCCCUCUAGAAUAUCUCCAGACGCCCCCUCCUCAUCGUCUUCCUCAUCGAUGACACCUCCGAGGAGCGCCAUGGAGUCGUGCUUCGUCUCCACACGAGACGGGGUCGUCCUCCAUGCCAGGCUCUUCAAGCCCACCUCCGCCCAAUUCGCCACCGCGGUGGUUCUGGUUCAUCCUUACUCGAAACUCGGCGGCUGCCAGGUCAUCAUGCACGGCAUUGCCUCCAGGCUCUCCAUCAAAGGGUUCACCGCGGUCACAUUCGACAUGAGAGGCGUCGGAAGAUCAACAGGCAAGUCCUCCAUCACGGGGAUCCCCGAAAUCGAGGAUGUCGUGGCUGUCUGCAAUUGGGUUUCCGACAACUUGCCUGUCAACAGGAUCCUGCUUGUCGGGUCAUCCGCAGGAGCUCCAAUUGCCGGCUCGGCGCUGGAUCACCUGGAGAAAGUGGUGGGAUAUGUGAGCAUAGGCUAUCCUUUCGGAUUGGCGGCUUCAUUUCUGUUUGGGAAGCACUACAAGCCGACGUUGAAGGCAAGGAAGCCGAAGCUGUUCAUCAUGGGGAGUGCAGACUGGUUCACCAGCGUGCGGCAGCUGAAGAGCAAGGUGAAGAGCUGCGAUGGCAGAGCAGAGAUGCAUCUGAUACAAGGAGCUGGUCAUUUUGAAGUAGAAGGCCCUGCUUUCGAUUCCGUCAUGGUCAAUUUGAUUGUAGAGUUCCAUGAAACGCUGUAAAAAGUCGUGGCUUUUUUCCUGUAUGAAAGUUGCAAUGCUCAAUAAUCAAAGUAACGUUCUUUGGGUUCUGGGUUUUAAAAAAAGUGCAUAUCUGAGAGACAUUAGAGAAGUCAGCAAUUUCAGAAUCAUUCGAAGUCAAAUUCUCUACUCAUUAAACGAUAAGUCAACGACAUUGCCUGCCAUGGGAAGUUGUACAAAUCUAGAUUAGCCCUAAACAUUUCUUAUCCUCACUAAUCCUAACUAUCAGCACCUCUACUCAGUCUAAAUCUCGUUCUGCAGAACAAGAUGUUAAAUGGAAAUGGAAACGGAGAUAAGGGAAGUAAGGGUAUGGUACAAGGUGGAAGGAAACAGAGGGAAUUCUUUACAACCCAACAGGUUAGAAGAUGAAAGGAAAACCGGCAGCCAACCACUAGCGAUGGUUGAUUCACCUUUUCCUUCUCCCUCUUUAAUUUCCAGUUCGACAGCGUCAUCAGGUGCUGCUUUUAGCUAUGACAUUUCUUCUGCCUCCUGUGAAAUGGUUUCUUCAAACCUCACUAACGCUCCAUUGGUUGCCCGUGUAUGAAGUGCUGUUCUCCAUCUGUUCGAACACAAAAACAACUCAGUUUAGCAAACAAAUUUAAGGGACAUGU
Messenger RNA from Linum trigynum, 3643 nucleotides. Lineage: Eukaryota; Viridiplantae; Streptophyta; Magnoliopsida; Malpighiales; Linaceae. The record is from the annotation of a GenBank genome assembly.